UAAACUUAUAUUUCGAGUUUCAUCAAAAUCAGAAGAAAAUUGUGACCGCUAGAGGGACCACAACCUUGAUAUACCAUAUUUUUACGCUAUUUGAGAACGAGGGACGGCCAUUUUGUCUGUCAGUUUUGGGCCGAUUUUCACGAAAUUCGAACUCAAUCAUCCUUAGUGUGUAGCGGUGAUAUACUAAAAUAGUUUUUUAAAUCGGAUAAAAAUUAUGACCUCUAUAGGGUCAACAAGCUGAAAACACGAUUUUUCGUACAAUCAGGGGCCUUAAUUCAGGAAUUAAGUUACAUCCGAUAUGCGCGAAUAUCGAAAGGGACCGAGAUCUUUGGGUUAUAAACUUACAUUUCAAGUUUCAACAAAAUCGUAUAAAAAAUGUGACCUCUAUAGAGUCCACAAGCUAGAAACGUGAUUUUUCGUACAGUCAGGGGCCAUAAUCCAUGAAGUUUCAGUCUGAUACGUGCCAAUAUCGAAAGUGACUGAUAUCUUUUGGAGAUAAACCUAUAUUAAAUAAUUUCAAGUUUCCUCAAAAUUAGAUAAGAAUUGUGACCUGUAGAGUGUCCGCAAACAAUUGUGGACGGACGUACAGGGGCGACGGCAAUAUACGUCCACAUGAAAAUGUGGGCUAUAAAAAUAAGUGGAAUAGAUAAACUUAUUUCUUUCAAAGCGUGUAUGCAGGGGUUGUGCAUAUCUUUUAUAGCUGUCAGGUGUGUUAUUUACAUAUUUUUAUUAAAAUGUCUCAUUAUCUCUUGCCUGUAACCUUGUAUCUGUUUUAAGAUAAGGGCCGCUUGUUUUUUAAAAAUAUUAGAGUACAUAAUGUAAACAGCAUAGAUAAGUAUUAGUUUUGUGCAAAAGAAACAGUUAAUUUUUGAGAGUUACAUAGAGAUUUGUUUAAUGCUGUACAAAGAUGAGCGAUACAAAUCUGACUGCUAUUGUUUAUAAAAAGGGAGAUCUAAGAUUGGAGGAAACAGAAAUAAAGGAACCGGGGAUUGGGCAGGUUCAACUUCGUAUGUGUAAUGUUGGAAUCUGUGGUUCAGAUGUUCAUUUUUGGACUCAGGGAGCUAUAGGAGACUUUGUUGUCAAGGCGCCAAUGAUAAUAGGACAUGAAGGAGCAGGUGUUGUUAAUAAAUUGGGACCUGGGGUAACCAACCUAAAUAUUGGUGACCGAGUUGCUAUUGAACCUGGUGUACCGUGUAAAUGUUGUAAGUUCUGUAAAAAAGGAAGAUACAAUUUAUGUCCACGUGUGAUAUUUUGUGCCACGCCACCAGAUCAUGGAAAUCUGUCACGGUUUUAUUGUCAUGAUGCUGACUUCUGCUACAAAUUACCUGAUCAUGUAAGUACUGAGGAAGGGGCGUUAUUGGAACCAUUAUCUGUAAGUGUCCAUGCUUGUACAAGAGCAGGUGUUACUUUAGGAUCUAGAGUAUUGGUUUGUGGAGCAGGGCCAAUUGGCUUAGUUGUUCUUUUAACAGCAAAAGCAAAGGGUGCAGCCGAAGUUAUUAUGACAGAUAUUGAUAAAUCAAGAUUAGAAUUUGCUAAAUCGUUAGGAGCUGACCAUACUGUACUAGUAACAAGUAGAGAUCCGGUAGAUACAGCUAAUAAAGUAGAGGCUAUAUUAGGGGAUAAAGCAGAUAUAGCUAUAGAAUGUAGUGGUGCUCCACCUAGCAUCAGAACAGCUAUAUUUGCAACUGCACCAGGUGGUUGUGUUAUGAUAGUUGGUCUUGGACCAGCAGAUGUUGAAUUACCUAUAGUCAAUGCUACUGUAAGAGAAGUUGAUAUUCGUGGUAAUUUUAGAUAUGCGAAUUGUUAUCCAGCUGCCUUGGAUAUGAUUGCGUCUGGAAAAGUGAAUGUUAAACCAUUGAUAACACAUCGAUUUAAACUGGAACAGUCUUUGGAAGCUUUUGAAAUGGCAAAACAGGGCAAAGGGAUAAAAAUUAUGAUCAACUGUGAAAAAUAAAGGGAAUGAUUAAAAUAGUG
Molecule: messenger RNA, 1974 nt
Organism: Patella vulgata (common limpet)
Lineage: Eukaryota; Metazoa; Mollusca; Gastropoda; Patellidae
Product: sorbitol dehydrogenase
Exons: 9
Coding region: 908-1954 (348 amino acids)
Biological process (GO): D-sorbitol catabolic process
Molecular function (GO): L-iditol 2-dehydrogenase (NAD+) activity; zinc ion binding
Source: RefSeq, a predicted model, not a curated record